AAACUGAACACACCCACUGAACACACACACACACACACACACACACGGGGAACAGCGCCCCAUCCAUAAUUGAUGCUAGCUGUGGGCAGGCAGAUGCUGGAGGCAGGAGGAAGAAGGGAGGAAGAAGGGAGGGAAGGAGGGAGAGCAGCUGGAUGUGUUUAUGGAGGAGAAAGAGGAAGGCAAGAUGGUGGAGCAGGGUAACCAGGAGGCCCCUCCCCUUCCAGACUCCAGGACUCAGCCGUACCCCUCCGCCCAAUUUGCCCCCCCUCAGAACGGCCUGCCCGCUGAGUUCACCGCCUCACACCCCCACCCUGCGCCCCCCGUCUACACAGGACAGCCCCCCGUCAGCGAACACCCCCUCAACAUGUACCCCACUUCACAGAACCACAGUGAACAGAGUGGACAGGACACCAGCAUACAGACUGUCUCAGCCACAGCCACACAGACAGAGGAUGAGUCUCAGACAGACAGUCAGCAGCAGAGCCAGUCGUCUGACAGUACUAACAGUAAGACUCAACCCAAGCGUCUCCAUGUCUCCAACAUACCCUUCAGAUUCAGGGACCCAGACCUCAGGCAGAUGUUUGGUCAAUUUGGUCAAAUCUUAGAUGUUGAAAUCAUUUUUAACGAGCGGGGCUCUAAGGGUUUUGGGUUCGUAACUUUCGAGCAUAGUGCGGACGCUGACAGGGCGCGAGACAAAUUACACGGCACGGUCGUAGAAGGCCGUAAAAUAGAGGUCAACAAUGCAACGGCACGGGUAAUGACCAAUAAGAAGACAGUCAAUCCUUAUGCAAAUGGGUGGAAGUUGAACCCAGUAGUCGGUGCAGUCUACAGUCCAGAGUUCUAUGCAGUACCGGGCUUCCCCUACUCAGCAGCCAGUGCUGCGGUGGCAGCCUACAGAGGGGCCCAUCUAAGAGGUCGAGGGCGUACGGUCUACAACACAUUCAGAGCAGCCGCACCCCCACCUCACAUCCCCACAUACGGAGGUGUUGUUUACCAGGAUGGAUUUUAUGGUGCAGAUAUUUAUGGGGGCUAUGCUGCCUACAGGUAUACUCAGCCUGCUGCCGCCACAGCUGCUGCAUACGGUGACAGUUACGGACCAGUAUAUGCUGCGGACCCCUACAACCACCCACUUGCUCCAGCAGCCACAUACAGCAUUGGUGCCAUGAAUCCGUUUGCCCCGUUGGCUGAUGCCAAGACGAGGAGUCAUGCUGACGACGUGGGGCUGGUGUUGUCCUCCCUGCAGGCUAGUAUAUACAGGGGAGGUUACAGCCGCUUUGCCCCAUACUAACCCACCAACCAACCUCCCUAAAACCAUACAACAACCAAUUACUACCCUACCAACCAACCAACCUCCCCACAACCAAACAACAAUCAAUCCUUUCUGACAGGGACACAACCGAGCAGCCAACCAACCGACCGACCAACAAACACACCACACAACCAACAAACCAGUAUGUGAGUGAGACAGAGAGAGAGAGACAGAGAGAGAGACAGAGAGAGAACUUUGAGGCCUGGGUAUUGCAAUAUAAACUGUUGAGCAUGAUUUUAGCAGCUCCUAAGGGAGAGGCAAGUCAGUCAACUAAAAAGACGGAUAUUUAUACCUCAGAUAUUGUGUGCUGUUCAUUUUGAUACAGUGGGUUUUUAAUUUGUAAAGGUUAGUAGAUUGUCCGUGUUGGUAGAGCUAUAGAAGAGCUACUAGAUUUUAAAACCUUACCAUUGUAAAACAACACAUUUCAACUGUUAGGGAUUGGUGAAAAGACAAACCAAUCCUGUAGAAUACAUCGUAGAAUGUGAUCCCGUUUCGUAAGAGUGUUUACAUGAUUGUAGGGUUCGGAUCCCUUUGACAUUCUCUCUGUUAGUGUCUAUGUUGUUUCCUAGCUACUGGGGUUAGGAUUAGGAAUGGGGUUAAAGUUAAGGACUGGGCAAGUGUUAGGGUUUGGAUCAGGUUAGGAUUAGGGUUAAGGUUGGGGUUAGGUUAGGUUAGGAUUAGGGUUAAGGUUGGGGUUAGGUUAGGAUUAGGGUUAAGGAUGGGAUUAGGUUAGGAUUAGGGUUAAGGUUGGGAUUAGGUUAGGAUUAGGGUUAUGGUUGGGAUUAGGUUAGGAUUAGGGUUAUGGUUGGGAUUAGGUUGGGGUUAGGUUAGGUUAGGAUUGGGGUUAAGGUUGGGAUUAGGUUAGGUUAGGAUUGGGGUUAAAGUUAUGGACUGGGCAAGUGUUAGGGUUAGGAUUAGGGUUAGGGUUAGGGUUAAGGUUGGGGUUAGGUUAGGUUAGAUUAGGAUUGGGGUUAAAGUUAAGGACUGGGCAAGUGUUAGGGUUAGGAUUAGGUUAGGAUUAGGGUUAAGGUUGGGGUUAGGUUAGGAUUGGGGUUAAAGUUAAGAACUGGGCAAGUGUUAGGGUUAGGAUUAGGGUUAAGGUUGGGGUUAGGUUAGGUUAGAUUAGGAUUGGGGUUAAAGUUAAGGACUGGGCAAGUGUUAGGGUUAGGAUUAGGUUAGGAUUAGGGUUAAGGUUGGGGUUAGGUUAGGAUUGGGGUUAAAGUUAAGAACUGGGCAAGUGUUAGGGUUAGGAUUAGGGUUAAGGUUGGGAUUAGGUUAGGAUUAGGGUUAAGGUUAGGGCUGAAGCUCAGGGUUAGGAUUAAGGUAAUGGUUGGGGAGGUGGGGGUAAAAUGGGGUACUAGAAAGGCACGAAAGGUUGCAAGAUCGAGUCCCCUGCUGACAAGGUCAAAAUCUUGCGUUCUACCCCUGAACAAGGCAGUUAACCCACUGUUCCUAGGCCGUCAUUGUAAAUAAGAAUUUGUUCUUAACUAACUUGCCUAGUUAAAUAAAGUUAAAAUAGAAAUUAGACCAGGUGGUAAAAUGGGGUACUAUAAACCCUCAACACAGUGCUGUGUCAUUAUUAGACCAGGUGAUGGGAAAGAGGGAGAUGGAGGGGAGGGGAGGGGAGGUGGGGGUAAUAUGGGGUACUAUAAACCCUCAACACAGUGCUGUGUCAUUACUAGACCAGGUGAUGGGAAAGAGGGAGAUGGAGGGGAGGGGAGGGAGGUGGGGGUAAUAUGGGGUACUAUAAACCCUCAACACAGUGCUGUGUCAUUACUAGACCAGGUGAUGGGAAAGAGGGAGAUGGAGGGGAGUAGUUGUGUGUGAAUGGUGCGUAGUCGGCAGCGUGCUAAACAGCGAGGACGUUGAUGUGUGGAUAUCAGAUCAUGAUGGUUGUGAUUGUCAUCGUUUAUCACUCAAAGCCAAAGGUUCAGAUAUUCCCGGGGUUUUCCAUCUGUGUGUGCCGUCAGAUUUUUACAGAGAAUAACUUAUGGUUAGAGGACAGAGUCUGCUUCCCAAACGGACCCCUAUUCCCUAUAUAGGGCCCUAUAUGCUUCUGGUCAAAGUUGUGCACUAUAUAGGGAAUAGGGUGCCAUAGGGUCCUGUUCAACGUAGUGCACUAUAUAGGGAAUAGGGUGCCAUAGGGUCCUGUUCAACGUAGUGCACUAUAUGGGGUAAUUAGGCUCGGGUCUAAUGUAGUGCACUAUAUAGGGGAUAGGGUGCCAUAGGGCCCAUGUCAAAGUAGGGCACUAUGUAUAGACAUAGGGUGUCCCAUAGUAAUAAUAAUGAUACUGGUACAGAUGUUGUUUUUAUAGAAAUUACAGUAUAUCCAUUGAUAUAGUUGCUGACUUUUAUAUUAUGGGAGAGAAUAAAAAAAUUACAAAAUGUCUAUAUUUAUCUUCUCUAUUUUACCUUUUGUGUUUCGUUUUUUUUUUUCUCCAGAAAUUAUACGACUAUGAUUAUUUGUACCCGAUGAAAACUGAACAAAAUAUAUAUAUAGAUAUAUAUACCAACAAUGUAUUAAUGGAGACGUUUGAGCUGUGCAACAAAGGUGUUCUCUUAAAACACAAAAUACACAACUGUAAUGUUUUAGUUGUAGGCUACAACACCAACGGUUUGGGAAAAAGCUUUUCUCGUGUUCUUUAUGAAGUCGUCAUAUCCAGAUGGAUCACACGACAAGUAAUGCAAUCAUAAUGUACAUACUGUCAUGGCAUUUUUUGGGGGGUCAGCUGUACUAUUUUGCCGACAGACACACACACAGCCUGUACACGGUCUUCACUACUACGAGGCUGCAAAACAUGUCAGUGUCCUAUACGCUGCUGGUGUUUUGUUCGUUGGGCUUUUUUUUAUGUUUACAUUGACUUGUCUUUCAUUUGGGUUUUGAUAUCGUUUGUAAUGUGACCUCCUUUGUAAUGUUAUUUUCUAGAACUCAGCCUUUACACUUUGAAAAAAAAACUGUUUGAUUAAUUAGAAAUAUAUAUGACUUAAAUGAAAAACAAAGAUGACGUUUAUGUAAAUAUGAAAAAUGAAGCUGUUGUUGAUUUAAAGUGCUCCAGGGGGGGCGAGAGAGGAAACGCCCAGCUCACCUCACGUAGCUAAAUACUUCCUCACACCCCUCUUUUCUACCUGAUAUCCCCCUCCCUCCUUUCCUCCCUCCUUUCCUCCCUCAUUCACCCCUCUUUCCUUCCUGAUA
Oncorhynchus masou masou (cherry salmon) is the source of this 4502-nucleotide messenger RNA. Its product is annotated as RNA binding protein fox-1 homolog 1. Gene Ontology annotation, molecular function: mRNA binding. Gene Ontology annotation, cellular component: cytoplasm; nucleus. Lineage: Eukaryota; Metazoa; Chordata; Actinopteri; Salmoniformes; Salmonidae. The transcript is spliced from 12 exons. The record is from RefSeq and is a predicted model, not a curated record. Bases 161 to 1288 code for a protein of 375 amino acids. Gene Ontology annotation, biological process: regulation of alternative mRNA splicing, via spliceosome; nervous system development.